GCGCUCAGGGCGCGCCCCGCCGCCGGUGGGCCGGGCAGGGCCGGGCGGCGCGGCUGCCAACGCGGAGGCAGCGCGGGCGAGGCGGCGGGUAUGGCUCCGUCAGCCACGGGCGGGAUCCCGCCGACCGCUCCUUCGCUGGGCCCGACGGCUGCCUGGCUGGGCAGCCCCCUUGCUCUCGAUAAUGCAGAGUUUCUUCAGACAACUACUUCGACAACUAAAACUGAUGGCAAGGCCGAACACCUAGAGUAUAUUGCCUUUGCACUGGUUCCUGUUUUUUUCAUCAUGGGUCUCUUGGGGAUCCUCAUCUGUCAUGUCCUUAAGAAAAAAGGAUAUCGUUGUACAACAGAGGCUGAACAAGUAGAAGAAGAAAAACUUGAUGAAAAAAUAGAAAUGAAUGAAACAUUACACGAGAAUAGCGACACUGUGGGUCAAAUUGUUAACUACAUUAUGAAAAAUGAAGCAAAUGCUGAUGUGUUAAAGGCCAUGGUAGCAGAUAGCAGUGUCUUUGAACCUGAAAGCCCUUUAUCUCCUACCUCUCCUGGGAGUCCAACGAGUCCAGGAUCUCCUUUAUCACCUGGUGCUGUUCCAUUUAAACACAGCUGCAAAGGCCAUCACUUCCAUACUGUUGGAGGAGUGGUAGAAAAGGAUGUUUGUACUCGUUGUAGCCACAAACGAUGGCAUCUUAUAAAGCCAGCACACAAAUCUAAAGAGCACAGAAGAAGUCGUCUUGGAGAAGUCACAGUCCUUUCUGUGGGAAGAUUUAGAGUCACAAAAGUGGAGCACAAAUCGAAUUCCAAGGAACGGAAAAGCUUAAUGUCGGUUACUGGUGUGGAGAGUAUCAAUGGCGAUAUGCCUGUCACGCCUGCAAAACAGGAAGUGAGUGAAGCAUCUGCCAUGCCAGUGAAACAGGAGAUGCAGGAGAGGAGAAGCUUGGAGUAAACUGCAGGUAUCAAACAUUGGGAACUCAUUGAAAGCGGUGGAACUUUUAGAAGAAGCUUUUUCUGCUAGCACUUUGAAGAAAACUGAAAACUCCCAAGAGAUGCAUACAGUUUUUGGCACUGUAGCAUUUUGCAAGUUCUGUGAUGGCAUCCAUGCGAGGUUAAACACUUAGUGGCUUUUCACCAGUAAAAUCAGUAAGAUUUAGACACUUAAAUACUGUUGUGUUGUGUGGACCUCGUACCAAAUGUUGGGCUUCAUCUUGGAAAGAAAAAAUACAUGUAAGUCUUUGGACAGGAAAGGUAAAAGCCUUAUCAAAUAAUCUUCUUUUUUGUACUUAAACAAGCAUUUUUAAUGAGCUCAAUAUUAUGAGUAAUAUGAUUACCCUAUGGAUAAACUGUGUUUAUCCCUCUGGUCCAUCUGGAUUUUUUUUGCCUCUGUUCUUCCCCUCCAGAAUUGACAAGUGUUUGCUGAAGAUAAAAGCCAGCCUUUGGAAGAUGAAAAUACUCUUUUAAUCUAACUGCUAGUAGCCAAGCAAAACAUACAAGGAAAUAAUUGUCAGCCAAAAUCUGCAUAUGUGCCUUUAGUACAUAAGCCCUCAGACUCUGUGAAGGGUAUUUCACAGUACAGAGUGGUUCAACUAUAUACAGAUGUUAAAUUAAAUUGUUGCCUCCUUGCCCCUUACUUCCCACUUAGUACUUAACAUAGGCUGAAGAACAUCUUUUUCUAUUUAGUUGGGUGAGCUCUUGGGAAGGUUACUUUCCUCAAGGCCACUUGUUCUCCUGUUUUCUUCUAACUACUCACUCAUAUUUGAAGAAUGCCUAAUAGUUUUGCCUUUUUUUCUUUUUUUUUUUUUUUUUUUACCCACAGGUUCCUUAUUAAGCUAAGGCAACAUAUUCAACCAUUAGAUAAGGAUAUGGAAUAUUUGGCGUUAAAAAUUUAUGGAGUAUAUUCUAGACUAAUUCUGAGUGGCUUUACUGGACUGAGAGUAGCUGUUUUCACUGGCACCAAAAUCUUUAGCCAGUGUCACUCCGUUCAUAUUUUAAGUGUGACUUACUGCUAAACAUACCAGGGAUGGUUUUGUGAUUUUAAUUUUUUUGUCUACUUAUGAUCUCUGCUUUGUCCUGUUACUUGGUUUUGGAAGGGAAAUAUUUGCAAUACUUAGCAAACUUUGCUGUGUAAUAGAAACUGAAAAAUAACAUUCUGAGUGCCUAAGAAUAUAAGCUCUAAUGUAAUGCAUUUUAGUAGAGGUUGCACUAUAUUCUGAGAACUAUAAAGUAACUUAAUCUGCUUUAUGAACUCAGUGAAAAUCGUUGUUUUGAAAUUGAUUUGUUUUAAAUUAAUACUUUCAAUCCUUUUAGUUGAAGUGCUCUAAACUUUCUCCUUCAGAUCUGAGAGUCUGGUUUCUUCAUCAGUUUAUGCAAUGUUAACAAUCAAUGUGCACAAACAUAAAAAUUAAUCUUCUUACGUAUUAGAUACUUCCACGUCUUGUCAAGGAUAAAUCAAAGUUGUUUUACUCUUGCUGAAAGUAUGUACAUCUGAUUGUCUUCCUUCUACUUGUAUCCAUGAAAUACUGACUGGACUUAUCAAUAUAUACUUUUCACCAAUGCUGUAUUUGCCAAUAUAGCACUCCACCAAAGCUCUGAAAGAAUAAGCGGUUUAUUAUUCUUUUUAAAAUGGGUAUUUUUAGGGAUAAUGUCCAUCCUUGGGAACUCAAAAUAACUCCUUGGUCAGGACUGGAUCUUGCAUGUUUAGUGUCCCUGCUUGCAUUAAUUUAAACCUGGCUUAUGAAAUCUCUUCAAUAUUUUUAAGUAUAACAUAAACACCAAGCUCACCUUAUACAGGCAUAUGCAUUUAAUAUUCUUGUAUUUUUGUCUUCUUCAAGCCUCACUUGAUUAUUUGCAUGAAGAGCUAAUACUUCUGGAAUUUAAUUAGCUCCGGUUAUAGUAGUUAGCUUUCAGUUUCCAAGAGAUUGAGAGCUAUGAGUAUAAAAUGUUACUGGAAAAAGGGAGUAUUGGGCAAAACCAGGCAGUUCAAAUAAUUUUCAGAAAGAAGAUACACAGUUAUAGACUGUCCCAAAAGCUUUAAAAAAAAAAGUGUGGGGGAGGGCAUUUUGAUAAUACUGUGUUUUGAUAUGUGAUGGGUUAGUACUGCAAGUAAAUUUGCCAAAGGAUGGAAAAAAGUUUAAACAGAAAUACAUAUUUUUUACCUAAUUUAAAAGUAGUUUCUAUUUUGAUUCCAUUGGAAAUAUGUAGAAUAAAAAAAAGAACUUGUGUUGGAUAUGUAAAACAUUGUUUACCUGUACAAAAUACCUAAGGUAUUACAAGACGUGAUAUGUGCAAGAACUUAAUUUGUGCAUUGAUACUUCAAUAAGAGGAUUUAGAAACUCUGCCUGUUUCAUUGCAUUUAACACUACACUAUUUGGUAGGGGUGUGGAUAUUGACACAAUUAGUUUGCCUUUCUUAAAUUUGCAUAUCGGAUGUAUUUUUAACUAAAAGGUUUAUAUACAACUUUUGUACUGCCAAGCAGUAAAUAAAAAAUAUUGGUUCUUAA
This is a messenger RNA of Falco peregrinus (peregrine falcon), 3489 nucleotides long. RefSeq names its product RELT like 1 (gene RELL1). Gene Ontology annotation, cellular component: plasma membrane. The record is from RefSeq and is a predicted model, not a curated record. Bases 91 to 939 code for a protein of 282 amino acids. Gene Ontology annotation, biological process: positive regulation of p38MAPK cascade. NCBI's taxonomy places the organism in Eukaryota, Metazoa, Chordata, Aves, Falconiformes, Falconidae. The transcript is spliced from 7 exons.